This is a messenger RNA of Selaginella moellendorffii, 1560 nucleotides long. RefSeq names its product UPF0496 protein 1. The record is from RefSeq and is a predicted model, not a curated record. NCBI's taxonomy places the organism in Eukaryota, Viridiplantae, Streptophyta, Lycopodiopsida, Selaginellales, Selaginellaceae. Bases 230 to 1435 code for a protein of 401 amino acids. The transcript is spliced from 4 exons.
AAGAGGAUGUUCCAGGAGAAGCGAUUAGGGAUUGGGAUGGCGGCGAAGGCGCGGCGCGCGUCGUCUAGGCGGCCGCAGCGGCCAUACAUCUCGAUGACGAGAUUGUGAAGGAUUUGAUCGAUCGGGCCCAGGCGGCGUCGGGAGAUUGCUCCAUCGCAGCCGCAUUGGGAAAUAUUUCGGUGGGAGAGGCUCGCGAUUCCGUGGCGGGGACGAAGGCGCCUGGCAAGAAAUGCGGCAUUUCGACGCCUCCACCGGCAUUUGCAGGGACAUCCUAGAUUCUCGCGCAGGACAAGUGAUUAUCUCCAAGGAGCAGCAACAAGUAGCACCGAUGAGCGCAUCAUUAAAACCAACUCAUGUAUGGUCAGCCGUGUCGAGAUGGCUCCGGUGGCAAGGCGGGGAUGACAAUGUAGCCGAGACGUCCGUGGUGCUGGAUGUGGAGCAAGAGUACCAGAGGGCGAUCAGGACGGAUUCGUAUGUGGAGUUUGCGGAGAGGGUGGCCGUGGCUCGACUAAACAGGGAGACUGGAACUAGUGUUCAGGGGUCCGUCUCGCCAAUGCCGAGAUCGUUCGAGCGGCUUGCUGCCGCCUUGCUGGAGCCCGAAGAGGAUAAGAUCCUUGCGCUUCUCACCACGAACAAGGAGUUGGGGAAGAGACCCGAGAUCCAUCAGCUGGUUUCCGAGUACCUGGAGGAGAGCCGGAAGUCGUCCGCGCUCUGGGCUUCGCUCCUCAAGAGCAUCCAAAGCUCCCGGGACAGGUGCCAGGAGAUUGGUGGCAUCCUCAAGAGCCAGACAAGCGACCAAGAGAUCUUACGCGAGCUUUGCUCCAUCGACGAGGGUGAGAAUCUCUUCUCGGUAGCGGUGGUGCAGCAGUUCCAGCCGCUCCACGACCAUUGCCUCGGCAUGCAGAAGAAGCUGGACAAGAUCCGGAAGAAAGUCGGGAAGAAGCUCCGGCUCACAAGGGCGUGCCUCAAGGUCUCGACGGUGAUCUUGUCCAUUGGUUGCUUCAUCGUGCUCCUGGUGACGACGCUUGCGCUGUUCCUGGCGGUGGCGGCGCUUGUCGUCGGCUGCAAAGUCUUCACGUUCCCGAUCGGCUACGUGGUCCGGCGCCUCAAUCUCCGCAAGAGGAAGAAGCUCAACGCUCUCGAGAGGCAGUGGAGGCAAGUGGAAGCCGUGAGCCAGGGGACUUUCGUGGUGGUCCAGGAUCUAGACACGACGAGGAGGCUGGUGAUGAGGCUGGGCAGCGAGAUCGACUUCACCAACAAGGCGGUGGCGUUCUCGAUCCGGCACCGCGAAGAUCGAUCGAUGCUCAGCCAGUCGCUGGAGCGAUUGAGGCGGAACCAAAUGAUUCUAAGCCAGCUCUUGGACGAUCUCGAGGUGAACAUCUACCUCUCCUUCAUGAGCAUCAACAACACUCGCCGAGAAGUUUGCAGGCAGUGAAAAAAACACUCGAGCCAAGAAUAUUCUACAGGACCCGAAUAUUCGGCUACUGGUCAGCGGUGCCGUACUUUUGACCGUACGGCCGCGUGCGUUUAGAAAUUGUUCCAGAAUAUGCAGUCCACGAA